AUGGUAAAGACAGACCUUCCAGGAAACCCAGUCGUCCCGGAACCCCUCCCCCUCUCCGCCCAAGACCCCAUCACCUUCCCCGGUGCCCACGAAUCCGUUCACCCAAACCACAACCCCUACGACCAACCCUACCCCCUCGACUCCCUCGGCACCCAGAACGGCGCAAUCCACUCCCACUUCCUCGAUCAUCUCGCGUCUUACCCACUCUUCCACGACGUUACCUCCGCGCUCCAGAGCCACCCAUUGACGGCGAGGGCAGCAAAGACGAUAAAGGGGAGUGUGGCAUAUGUCGCGACCUAUACGGGUCCUAUUAGUCCUUAUCUCGCUAAAGCCGAUGCGAUUGCCGAUGGUACGUUGGGUAUGGUCGAGGAGCGCUUUCCGGUCCUCAAAGCCACCAAAGAGGAAGUUGGGCAAAAGGUUGAGGAUGGGGUCGGUGUGGUCAAGUCUACUGUCGGGGUCUACGCCCAAGCCGCUGAACCCUUCGUCAAAGAACGUGUCGAGCCGACUGUUGGGCCCUACCUCAAGCCCGCCUUGGACAAAGUCGAGGGCGCGUUGAAUACGUACCUUCCCGGGCCGGGUGAGGGCGAGAACAGGAGUGAUGCAGGCUUCACGAUGUCCUAUGCCGAAGCCGCCGAACGCGCGAACCACCCCGACUGGCAAUCCGCUUCCUCCAUCAACGAGGACCGCGACUCCCAGCCUCAGGUUCCGCGCGCAUACAACCUCGCACUCAUGACCGCUUCCCGCGUCCUCCCCGUCGUGUGGAAUACGACGUCCUGGGCCCUCACCCAUCCCCUCGCCAUCCCGGGCGCAUUACUCAACACCGCCUCGGACGUGACGACCAAAGCCACCACAGCGGCGUAUGAUAUCGCCGACAAAGCCAAAGACGAACUCAACCGCGUCUACGAAGCCGAACUCGAAGCCCGCGGUGACAAACCCGGCUCCCGUCUCUCCUCCCGCGUCCGCGCAGGUUACGGCACAAUCUUCACCCUCCGCGACGAAGCCUCCUCCGCGAUCAAAGACGUCGUCAAACCCCGCGUCGAAGUCGUCAAACGCACAGUCGGGGACGUCGUCGUCGGCGUCGAUAAAACUGCGGCCAAAGCGGUUGAUUUAGGUGUUGAUAUUACUGUGCAUUCUAUUCAUCGCCUUGAAUCUGUUGCGGGGAGGGUCGAGCGUAAUUUGGAGUCGGGGGCGGAGUAUGUGCGUGGGAGGGGAGAGGAGGUUAUCGAUACGACGAAACGGGCUGCGGGGGUUGUUUACGAUGCUGCUGGGAACGUGAUCGAGCAGGCUGAAGACGUCGCUGCGCCCUAUGUCGACGCGGCUGCCGAACAAGCCGCCGUCGCGAGGGAUAGGGCGUUCGAGACUGGUGAGGAGGUACUCGGUUAUGCUGUCGGUACUGCGGAGGAGGUCGGGAGGGGCGUCAGGAGUGCCGCCGAGGGUGUCGAGCCCUACGUGAGGGAAGGCAUCGAGACAGCCAAGACAGGCGCCAAAUACGCCCAAGCAACCGUCGAAGUCGGCGCAGAACAAGUCAAAGUCGGCGUCGAUGCAGCCCGCACAAAGGCCUCUGAAGUCACCUCUGACAUCUCUGCCAAGGCCUCCGAGGUGAAGGAUGAGGUCGAGGCGAAGGCGGGUGAGGUCAAGGGAAGGGUCGAGGCGAAGGCCGGAGAGGCGAAGGCGAAGGUUGAGGAGAAGGCUGGGGAUGUGAAGAAGAGGAAGGAGGAGAUUGAUAGGGAGGAGAAAAUUGGGGGGAGGUUUGGGCCUGGGAAGGGGGUCGGGGAGGAGCAUGAGGUUAAGGGGGGGGAGGGGACGAGGGUUUUGAGGGUUGUGUGA
Molecule: messenger RNA, 1827 nt
Organism: Saitoella complicata NRRL Y-17804
Lineage: Eukaryota; Fungi; Ascomycota; Saitoellomycetes; Saitoellales; Saitoellaceae
Exons: 1
Coding region: 1-1827 (608 amino acids)
Source: RefSeq, a predicted model, not a curated record